Messenger RNA from Staurois parvus, 424 nucleotides. Lineage: Eukaryota; Metazoa; Chordata; Amphibia; Anura; Ranidae. The record is from the annotation of a GenBank genome assembly.
GCCUCCCAUUCUGCUGCCAGGCCCGUAAUCUGCCAUGGGCCCCUGUACCGCCUCCUCAUGCUGCUGCCAGGCCCGUAAUCUGCCAUGGGCCCCCGUACCGACUCCUCCAUGCUGCUGCCAGCCCCGUAAUCUGUCAUGGCCCCCUGUACCGCCCUCCUCAUGCUGCUGCUGCCAGUCCAGAGUCUCUCAUGGGUCCCUGUACGGCCUCCCAUUGCUGCUGUCUCCAUCGCCACACUCUGCCAUGUGCCACUUUCAGGUCUCCUCACACGCUGGUGGGUUCCAUUUUGUUGCUGCCAGGUCCAGAGUGUGUCAUGGGUCCCUGUACGGCCUCCCAUUGCUGCUGUCUCCAUCGCCACACACUCUGCCAUGUGCCACUUUCAGGUCUCCUCACACUGCUGGUGGGUUCCAUUUUUGUCAUAGGUGC